AUGCAGAAGGGUAAAUGGCUGCUUACAGCUCGAAAUGCACAUUGGAGAAUAAAUUUUCAUGGUAUUUUGAACUUGCAAGCAGACGAAGAUCACGAUGGCCAUCAUCCCGCAUCCAAGCGAAGACCUUCGCACAAGAACUUCUGGAGAAAAAUCAAUCAACGACGACACGACCAACACCACUCGACUACCGAUAAAUCAGUCAAAAUGGUCAACGUACCCAAGACCAGACGCACUUAUUGCAAGGGCAAGGACUGCAGAAAGCACACUCAGCACAAGGUCACUCAAUACAAGGCCGGAAAGGCUUCGCUAUUCGCGCAAGGAAAGCGUCGUUACGACCGAAAGCAGUCCGGAUACGGAGGUCAAACGAAGCCUGUGUUCCACAAGAAGGCGAAGACUACCAAGAAGGUCGUGUUGAGAUUGGAGUGCACAGCAUGCAAGACCAAGGCGCAACUGGCGUUGAAGCGUUGCAAGCAUUUCGAGCUUGGUGGUGAUAAGAAGACCAAGGGUGCGGCAUUGGUAUUCUAG
This is a messenger RNA of Drepanopeziza brunnea f. sp. 'multigermtubi' MB_m1, 525 nucleotides long. Its product is annotated as 60S ribosomal protein eL42. NCBI's taxonomy places the organism in Eukaryota, Fungi, Ascomycota, Leotiomycetes, Helotiales, Drepanopezizaceae. Gene Ontology annotation, cellular component: ribosome; cytosolic large ribosomal subunit. Gene Ontology annotation, biological process: translation. Gene Ontology annotation, molecular function: structural constituent of ribosome. The record is from RefSeq and is a predicted model, not a curated record.